Molecule: messenger RNA, 1326 nt
Organism: Peronospora belbahrii
Lineage: Eukaryota; Oomycota; Peronosporomycetes; Peronosporales; Peronosporaceae
Source: the annotation of a GenBank genome assembly
AUGUGUCGUCUAGGAACUCUUGUACGCAAUCUAGCAGCAGUGACACUCACUGUAGCGUUAAUAACAGCACAGAAUAAUGCAGAAGAUGAAAAAGGACCUGUCAAGUUUGUUCCCAUCCCGACGUUUCCACUUGUGGACGUGCCCCAGGAACCGCGUAAUGUGUUGCGCUCUAUUGAGAGCCUCUAUCAGCUGCUUUGGAUUCUAUUGGCUGCAUUAGUGGUUCUCGUUGUAUCCGGAUCCAAGUCAGGUGGUGGAGCAGCUGUGCUGGAUGCAGUCUAUAUAUUAGUGCUUAAGCUUGGGCCAGAUGAGGCUAUUCCGCUUACGAGUGUGACCAUUUUUGGGGGAGCUGUUUGUGAUCUCUUUCUGAAUCUCUGGAAGAAAUCGAUCAACUCGAAUUCUUCUUUGAUUAACUGGGAUGUUAUUCUAGUCAUGCAACCAAUGCUACUCAUGGGAGCUGGCUUUGGCGCAUCGAUGAUCAAGUGGCUCCCUACUUGGCUGCUUAUCGUUGCGCUGAUUGUGUACCUGGCAUAUAAUGGCAAGGAAGAGCUCAAGAAAACUCGUGCAUUAGGCCAUGAUGAGGGUUGGCGGUGGUGCAGCAGCAGCGACUCGAUGUCGUUACUUGGUGCACUAUCAAUGAGCUUCCAGGACGAUGACGGUGAAUUCCAGUACAAGGCUAGUCUUCCUUGGCGUAAGUUGGGGUUCAACUUUGGGCUCUUUGCUGCCACGGUGCUUCUCAUAGCACUACAGGGUGGCAAAUACUUUCCCAGCCCGCUCGGAAUUCCUCCAACAUCCUUCUUCUUCCUGAUUGUGGCCAUGCUGCCAUUCAUCUUCCUUUCGAUUGUUUCGCACUAUCAGAUGAAAGAAGUUGUAGCGACGCACCAGAGGCAGCAACACCCACGAUUUAUCCUCGCGCCGAAUGAAGUCCAGUGGUCCCCCGAUUCAAUCAGAAAGCUGCCUCUUCGUUUACUGGUAAUCGGAGCGGUUGGAGGAGCGUUUGGCGUAAGAGAUGAAGAGACGACGCGGGGUUUGCUGCGUGGAGUCAACUUUACCCCAGCUGCAGCGUCGGCCAUGUCAUCUACUGCUGUGUUCUUUGUCAGUGGCAUGGCGUGUUUUGACUUUUUUCUCUGGGGCAAGUUGGAUCUGAAUCUAGCCAAGCUUUUAGUGCCUCUAGGUUUCGUGAUGACUUUGUUUGGUCGCCUGUGUCUGAUGAAGAUUGUUUGCAAGGCAAAAGCCCGCACUUUGCUGCUUUUCGCCAUUACCACGGCGCUCUUUAUCAGUAUUUUUCCACUCAGUUUAUUGGUGCUCCGUACUCUUUUGAGGUUUUAG